AUGGCGAUCAGGUCGUUACUAUGCUUGAUUUGCUGGCAAAGGAGUGACCGGAAGAGGAGGCGCUUGGCGGUUCGACAGCGAGAAAUGGCGUGCGGAAUAUCGUUCGAAGCGACUGCCACGAGCACGGUACUUUUCCUGCUGGUACUGCUGCAGGCGGCACUGGUGUGGGACGAAGUACGAGGUGCUCCAGCGAAGAGGAACGACAUACUCGCGGGCACGGAAUUCCUGUCAGUUUUCAUAAACGGCGCCAUGGCCACGCCGCCCCAGCGACGCAGAGGCUUCAGACGCGGAGGACAAGCGACGUCUUCGGCCGGAGACAGCGCUACAGCGGAGUCGCAUCAGCACGAGGCCUCGAUCUACCGAAUAUCGCGGAAUCCAGGCAACAGACAGGUCGUCCCGAAGGCGCGGAACUCCAGUGGCCGGGAAGAGGUCGUUCGAUUUUAUCCGAUAAGUCACAAAACGUUGGAGAACAGGCAACAGAACCUAGCGUCGUUGAUCGACGAACUGAGCACCACCAGCGACAUAUCAGCAACAAGGUUAGCUGUUCAAAGUUCGACGAGUACGACGACAGCAACGUCGGUAACGCCUCGCGAGAAGUUGCCCUCGCGAACGAACGCUACCAACAGCUCUUCCUCGAACAAAGGAGUCAGCCGGCAGAAGGUCAUAGGCGUCAGCGUGACGUCCACCGUGGAAGCUACGCCGUACAAGGUCAGAGUGGAGCACUACGACAGCGCAGACGCGACAGUCGUCACUCGACCGCCGAAUAUCGCUACCAGUUUCUCCAAAGACGUCACGAAAGGACUGAAGAAUGCCACCACUAGGGCUCCUACGACCAAGUCGACGAACUCUAGUACUAUAACAGGCACGACGACUACUACCAGCACGUCGACGACGACGACUACUCCUAGAUCGUCGUCGACGAUCACCUCGCCACCCUCCAGCUUCGUCACGGAAGAGCUGAGCAACAUCGUGUCCGAAUCGAACAGGAGCGAGUUCUCCGUCGAGGAAGGUGCGCCGAGCACCAGUUGGCGAGGUCAGAGUUCGGUGACACCUGAACCGGUGACCAAGCACACUCCCACGUUCGCCGAGCAUCAGAGGGAGUCGAACAGCAGUACGAGCGACGUCCCGGAGGACAUGAUCACUCUGCCGACGGAGGAGAACUACGAGUUGCCGGAGGAGAACUCCGAGUUGAAGGAGUUCAACGAGGAGCAGACGGAGAUGCAGUCGGAGCGUUUCCAGGCUCAAGGUCGUAAAGCGGGCAGGCACUACGACGCGUCGCACUACAAUCGUCCAGGCACCAAGGUGUACGCUCAGUCGUCGAAGAGCUACAAGUCGCCUAGGCCGUACAGCGAGUCGUCCAAGGUGUACAGCGAACCGGCGAAAGUGUACGGUGAACCGGAGAAGGUGUACGGAGAGCCGUCGAAGGUCUAUAGCGAGCCGGCCAAGGUGUACAGCGAGCCGGCUAAAGUGUACAGCGAGCCGGCUAAAGUGUACAGCGAGCCGGCCAAAGUUUACGGCGAACCUGAGAAAAUCUAUUCGGAACCGUCGAAGGUGUACUCGGAGCCGGCCAAGAUUUACUCCGAGCCGUCGAAGGUGUACUCUCAGCCUGCUAAGGUGUACAGCGAGCCUAGCAAGCUUUACAAUUCCGAGGGUCAGCCGUUGAGUCACGAGCGCGGUGGAGAGCCUAACGAGGAGAAUUACGAGGUAGACGAGUCUGCCAGCGUGAGCAGCAACGGAAAUGUCCACGGGCCGCAGUUGAUGCUCACCGAGCCUUCGAACUCUUCUGAGGUGGAGGACGGGCACAAGGUGGGCUACGUGGUCGAGGGUAGAAACUAUAGGAAGUACAGGGUCGAGGAGAGAACUCCGGACGGUUUCAUCGUUGGUGAAUACGGUGUGGUCAGCCACGACGACGGUUCUCUGAGAGGCGUACGGUACACCGCAGACGGUACCAUCAAUCCUCGGCUCAUUUACGACGCACUGAUGAAGUUCCUUGCUCUGUGA
Habropoda laboriosa is the source of this 2001-nucleotide messenger RNA. RefSeq names its product suppressor protein SRP40-like. The transcript is spliced from 3 exons. The coding region runs from base 1 to 2001 and encodes 666 amino acids. Lineage: Eukaryota; Metazoa; Arthropoda; Insecta; Hymenoptera; Apidae. The record is from RefSeq and is a predicted model, not a curated record.